AUGCAUGUCGAAAUUCGGCUAUGUGGGGUGGAGCAGGCCUGCGCUUUCGACCCACAGAGCUUUUACCGCGUUAAGCAGCUCCUCACCUCAUACAAUGGGCAAGGCAGCGGCGCUGAGGAGACUGCCAGGCGCGCCUGGCACGGCGGCUCGCUGCUGCGUCUCCGUCACACGACGCCUUUCACCGCCGAACUGAAGCUGCAGGUUGUGGUGGAGAGUCUUAUUGAGAUGGAGAGCAGAUGCUUCAGUGCCGUGAUGGACAAGAAGCAGCAUGAGGCGCGCAUCAAGAGUAACUGGAACAACAGUGCUGUCGGGACAGCCUACCACAGCGCGGACGUGGACGAGGUAAUUCUGGCAGCACUUCCUGUGGCUGCCGCCAACAGCGUCGUGAAAAUUCGUCUGCUGCAGCUCCCCCCACCACUUGAUUACGACACGCAGCAAGUUGUGAAAAGAGCGAUCGGCAACGCCACCGUCAGCAGGCAGAGACACGACACUCCACUGUGCAUUGGUGUUGCAAAGAUAAGCCUGUGGGAGCUGAUGUUGGCCAGGAGAACAGUCAGCAUUGCGAUGCAGGCAAAACGGGCUGUUGUGACCACCGUGGAGGCUCACAACCUAGACACCUUGAUCACGAAUGCUAUGUUCGGCAGAGGAGAGAGGAACGGGAGCGCCGUUCUCUCUGUGCAGUUCAACGGCUACACAUUCGGACGCGUUCCGAGGGGGAAGUCCAUACGGAGCCACAGCCACAGGGAUACAACAAAGCGCAUCACAGCUGCCAUGGAUUCCGACGCGCCAUUGCCCAGUGCUUCGAGUGGAGAAGCCGAGGAGGCUGCUAUUUUGACGGAAGAGACUCUCGAUUCACCAGCCAUCCGCUUUGUACUACUUCCGUACGUUGCACUUGUCGACGUACUCUUGCGCGUGGUUGACGUGACUUCCUGGCGCGUGCCUCGGAAGACAGGGAUGGCGCUCGCAGCAGUUGUCAUUGCACUCUACUCGGAUCUCUUCGACAUGUUGUUCGUGCUGACUGUGGCACUUGGCGUCUUAAGCGUCCUUCGUAACAUUUCGCUCUUCUGCUACGCUCCUGUGAGCGAUAGCACUGCCGCCCGUGUCGCUGCCACGCCUGGGGGGGGCAGCGGUGUCACCAAGUUUCAGCCGUUUCUUUACAGUCGCGAGAACGCCUUCCUGAACAGUCUGCUGCGCGCGCGCAUCUUUUUCUCGCAUGGUCUGAUGGAGGACACGUACUAUGAGCUUGCAUUGGCUGCCCACAUAGCCCGGCGCAACCGCCGACAGCUGGUCGGGUUCGGUUUAGCUGUGUGCUGCAGCUUUGCCUUUCUCUCGAUGGGGACGGUGGUCAUUCUCCUUACGCUCGGCGCCUUUACAGCGUACCCGAUUUUUCUCAACCUGCCCAGCACACGUCGACGCACCCGCAGGAGGAAAGGGUCGGCUUUGGCACUCAUUCGCUCUGCUGCCAACGCAAUACGCGUGCCACGGAGAUACAAGGUGGUACGUGCCAUCCGAGUGGCAGUGGUCCGCGCAAAAAGCACAUCGCUGUCGUCUCGCAACGACUCCAUUGCUGGGUCUGGUGCGGAGAGCCUUCAGCAGCAGUUCCUCAACUGCAUUCGCCAGCAGGCUGAGUCGAAUGGGGCGCGAUCGCCGACGGAGAGAUCAGAGAUCUCACUGAAAGCGCGGGAGAAAAGCAAUUUGAUGGUGGGCCGCCGAACGCGAACCGUGGAUUUCGACGUCCUUCCGAGCAACUCCGUUAACUUCGCAUCUACACUCGAUCGGUUUCAGGUCACUCACGUCAUGCGCUAUUUUGUGGCUCUGUGCUUCUCUCCAAACGUAAUGGAAACACCGGAACCGGCAAGCACGACCAGUGGCUUGCGAAAGGCGUCUUCCAACGCGGUUCUUCAGCGUCGCCUGUGCUAUCAGCUGAGACAGGCGAGAAUGGUCAGUGAUCUGCUGCCGUCAGCUUUACCGCAGCCAACCAACAUCUCAACGGGUGGUGGCUUGGCUACGAUUAGUCAGCAAGGCGGGGUCGUUGUUGGUGAUUCGAAGCCGGUGGCAGUGUCCAAAGAGAUACAGGAGACCUUUCAGAGCUACUUCAACAGCACCCUGAGCCUUCUAUUCUAUCUGCGGCAGCAGUGGACAUUUCAUCCCUACGUCACGCAGUCCAGCACGACAAAGUGUAUGCCAGACAGCUUGCGCAGCGUGAGCGUGCUGGCCGAGCCGCAGGGCCUCAUCGACGUCGGCGAGGACGACGGAGUCACCAAGGCGCUCAUGGCGAGGCGCAACUCAAUGUCGAACCCGCCGAUGGUGGGCAUGUUUAACAGCAGCAAUUCUGUCGAGGUGAGUGGACGAGUAAUGGCACUUUACGCAGCGUACUUGCUGCAAGGCGCACGUCUUUCAGUGUACACGUCCUCCAGUGGAUGCGCCACAGUGCUACCGUUGCGUGCCCCGGGAAAUUGUAUGGAGCGGUUUCCGCAACCUAACCCCUGCCCGGCUGAUCUUUUGAAUACGCUGGACUCUGUGUGGCGCGGGGAGACGAGCCACACGGCAGGGAAAGGGGAGGAGGUAUAUUUCAAUGCAGAUGCCGUGCUGCAAAUCAUCACUGUGUACAAAGACUACUGGGAAGGCGGCGCGAACUUGGCGACGACGCGAUCCUCGGCGCGCCUCGAUAGCAGUGCAGCCGGCGAGAGCCACUUCAGCAACACGCUAAUGCGAAGCUCGAUUCGGUGCGCUCUUGUCUCUGCGCCGCCGGUGCCCCGUCAACAGACAGCACCGCUGAGUGCCACGACGCCCCUCUCACGCUCUUCGCGACAGUUGACCACAGCUCUGACAGUGCUCGGCGGCGCCGCCGGCAGCGCAGGACAGCCUCGAGGUGAUAUCAGUCCCAAUCCUGCUAGCAGCACACGCAACAUCAAUACUAGGCUCGCCCCGGUGCCCCUUCUUCCCGCAGCGAUGGCUGAGCCGUACACGACAAAUGCGGGCUGUGAGAUAUCGCUCUCUUCCUCUGCUAAGGUCGAUUCCAUUUCAAACAAAGUGUUGGGUGAUCCGCCCGUGCUUGAUGCAACCUGCAAUCGCGAUGCGAAUGGGCAACAACUAGCCAACCAUGAGAGGUCAGACGAAUUCUGA
Messenger RNA from Leishmania major strain Friedlin, 3126 nucleotides. RefSeq lists its product as hypothetical. Bases 1 to 3126 code for a protein of 1041 amino acids. The transcript has a single exon. The record is from RefSeq and is a predicted model, not a curated record. NCBI's taxonomy places the organism in Eukaryota, Euglenozoa, Kinetoplastea, Trypanosomatida, Trypanosomatidae.